AUGCAUCUAUUGGCUUGUUUGAGCCUCUUGUUUGGCAUUUUUGAAGGAGUGAGCACUUCUUGUCCUUCGCAAUGCAACUGUGAUUCCCUCAGCAGAAGUGAUGAUACCGGCACAAGGUUGGUGUUGUGCAAUGACCCAGAUAUGUAUGAGAUUCCUACGAAUGUUCCUGUAGACACAAUGAAGCUCCGAAUAGAAAAAACUGUCAUACGCAGGAUCCCCACUGAGGCCUUCUACUACCUGGUAGAACUCAAGUACCUCUGGGUGACUUAUAACUCUGUGGCCAGCAUUGACACCAGCAGCUUUUAUAACCUGAAGCAUCUGCAUGAAUUGCGCUUGGAUGGCAAUUUGCUGACUGCUUUCCCCUGGGAAUCUUUGCUGGAGAUGCCCACUUUACGAACUCUGGAUUUACACAACAACAGAAUAACUAAUGUGCCAGCUGAGGCUACCAGGUACCUGAAGAAUCUUGCCUACUUGGAUAUAUCAAGCAAUAGACUCACCACUUUGCCUCCUGACCUUUUGGACUCCUGGACACAUUUCUCAAAAGAUUUAAUAUCUAGAGGCAUGGACUUCCCACCAUCAAGAAUCAUAUUAGGUUUGCAGGAUAAUCCAUGGUUCUGUGAUUGCCACAUUUCCAAAGUGAUGGAAUUGUCAAAAAUUUUAGACCCCACUGUGGUGCUUCUGGAUCCUUUACUGGUCUGUAGUGGACCAGAGAGCCUCACAGGGAUCUUGUUUCAAGGAGCUGAGCUGGAACAAUGCCUGAAGCCAUCAGUGAUGACCUCUGCCACCAAAAUCACAUCAGCUCUAGGAAGCAAUGUUCUUUUGCGUUGUGAUACCACAGGGUACCCCACACCACAGCUCAUUUGGACCAGGGCAGACAACUUGCCAGUUAACUCUACAGUAAUUCAGGAAACCCCAGGAGAUGGAGUCAGAUGGUCCAUAAUAAGCUUGACUGGAAUUUCUUACAAGGAUGCAGGUGAUUAUAGCUGCAAGGCCAAAAAUCUGGCUGGCACAUCAGAAGCUAUUGUUAGUGUUACUGUGGUUGGCACUGUUACCACAACCAUACCCCCUCAAAAAUCAGGAAAGAAAGUUGGAGGUGAUCAGCUUCUGGAAGAAGCCAUGCAUGCAACUGAAAAGACUACAUUCAGAACUACAUCCCCAUCCUCUUUAUCAUCAUCAUCAUCAUCAUCUUCUUCUUCUUCUUCUUCUUCUUCUUCUUCUUCUUCUUCUUCUUCUUCUUUUCUUCCUCCUCCUUCUUCUUCCUCUUCCUCCUCUUUCUCUUCAUCCUCUUUUUCCAUCAUCACUUCUACCACUAUACCUAUCACCACUGAAAUAUCAGCAGAUACUAGUAUGACCAACAAAAAGCCUCCCAAGUCUUUUCCAAAUGGAAAAAGGAAUUCAAAAGUGAUGAUGAAUGGAGGCAAAUUUCCACCAGCCAGUGCCAAAAAGAAAGAAGUGUCAUUAUUGAGCACUGCAGCCAUCACUGAGCCUGGAAUCAUAAUAAAAAACCUCAAAGUAGUUAAUGAGACCUAUGAAAGUGCGACCUUGACCUGGAAGGCUAUUAAUGCCACAAAGAGCACUGCUAUUACUGUGCUGUAUUCCAGGUAUGGUGACGAGGACAUGAUCCCACUAAGCAUUGACUCCAGUGAAACACAAAUUACAAUAGAUAGUUUGGAGGCUGGUAAGCAGUAUGUGGCUUGUGUCUGUCCCAAAGGAAUCCCUCCUAAAAUGGAGCAAUGUAUCACCUUCUCCACUGAUAGGAUGAAUGGAAAGGUAAACUCUCAAAUCUCUUUUCUUAUUGUGGCAAGUAGUGCUGCUUGUAUGGUUGUUUUGCCACUGAUUUUCUAUCUGUUGUACAAAGUUCUUAGAUUUCAGUACAAGCCAAAGGCUAUCAGGGACGAUGAUCUAGCAAAAGAGACUUAUAUACAGUUUGAAACUCUAUCUCUCAAACCCUAUCCUGCACAGGAGCUCUGGACUCGAAGACGUAUAGAUGAAUCAGAAAGAUUAUUGCUUUGUUCUAGGUCAAGUGUAGACUCUCCUAUGAUCUUCAACAAUGAGGGUUUAAGUUCAGAAUACUAUUGCUAAUAAUUUUCUAUAAAGUGACAUAGGGGUUGGAUAACUGGAUAGGACUGACCUUUUCUUGGAUGGACUGUGGGCUUAGCUAUAAAAUGCCAACAUUUUAGUCUCUGCAUCUUCUAAAAACAACAACAACAGAACCUAUGGAGUGUGAGAAGGUUUAAUGUGGUUAUUUUUUUUAAUGCCACAAGAUUUCAAAACUGAAAGAAUUUCUAGAGAUCUUAGAUGAAUUUUGUAUGUUUUGGGAGUGGGUCUUUAGUACUAUUUUGUUAUUUGGUGUUUUUUUAGUUUAUUUGAAAAAAAUAAUUUCAUGGCAAUAUUGCAUAUGUACAUGCUGUGUAAAGUGGAUUUAUUAAACCAUU
Molecule: messenger RNA, 2435 nt
Organism: Antechinus flavipes (yellow-footed antechinus)
Lineage: Eukaryota; Metazoa; Chordata; Mammalia; Dasyuromorphia; Dasyuridae
Gene: LRIT3
Product: leucine rich repeat, Ig-like and transmembrane domains 3
Exons: 4
Coding region: 1-2082 (693 amino acids)
Molecular function (GO): protein binding
Source: RefSeq, a predicted model, not a curated record